AAGAAGAAAAAGCAGGCUGUAAAUGAUAUUUGAUUUCUCGUGCCGUGAACCCAAGCUUUAAAAAUGUGAGUUAAAUUUCUAAAACGAAAAAGUCAGCUUUUCACAGAAUGAAGUCAGCCGUAUUUGGUUGGAUCAUGCUCUGUUGUGUCUUUCCCCAAGGUUCAGGUAAGCAGUACAAGCCUGUCCAAGUGAAGAAUAUUCGUCGUGGCAUCAGAACGAAACACUUCAUUGCUUAAAUCUUUUUAACUUACUUUUGUCUAAAAAAGUCAUGACAGUACCUAAGGGUUGUCAUUGCCAGCUUAAUGUUUGACUCAGCUCGUUGUUUCACUUGUUUUGCUUUUCUCACCUCAAUAUGGUUUAAUACUAAACAUUGGCUGACCAGUUCUUUGCAAUAUCAUUGACAACAGACUGUGUCUUAAUGAUCGACGUUCGCACUGAUGUGUGUGCGUACCUUAGACUUGAGAGGUACGUUACUCUUCGUAAUUUGGGAUUUGAACUGACUUAACAAAAUAAAUCCUAAAAAAAAAGGACUACCUUAAUGGAGGCGUAAAAGCCUAUUGGCUACAUAGCGCUCAGAGUCGAAUGCACUGAUGUUGACAAAAUACUUUGUGUUAGAGCUGAUAGCAGUUUGGAGCCAAGCUUAUGUAGAUGGAGGGCUGUGAAAUGUUUUGAAGUUAAAGCACAAAUGUUUUAGAGAAGCCAACGGUAUCCUGAAGCCCAGUAUUCUUUUCAUUCACGCUCGCUGCAGAUAUUUCUUUACCCUUUGAUUUGAAAAGUCAAAACAGGUGCUUUGCUGGGUUAAGUCACUGUGUAAUCAUCUUUUGUGUAAGCAUGUAGAACCUUAGGUUGUAUCCGGCUCGUAAUCUUCUUUAGGACGUGAACCGCGGAGAUUAGACCCAUGUAAUUGAGGUAUACAGCAAGUCGACUAACACAUAUCAUAAACACGUUUGCAGAAUGCAUGAACAUCCAUGGAGGGCGACAUAUAAAAAUGAAAAAAGAGUGGAAAAAUAAGAAAAUGAUUUUCAAAACGGAAUUUCAAGCGAAAGGAAGUGUUACAGCCAGACCAGAAAUCGAAAGCAAAAACAUGGAAAAAAUGUUGGCCGGGUAAGCAUCCGUUAUCUGUCUCAAGUUUAUCUACUGCUUUUUUUUUCAAUUUUUUCAUUUCUUUUUUUUUUUCAUUUUUGCCCAAGGGGAGCGGCACUAGUUAAGCUUGAGGGUUUUUAUUUCAGUGUUAGAGCUCUCUGCUAAGGGCAAUUAUGAUGAUUACCGAAAGUCUCUGUUAUCAUUUUGUUUUCAGGAGAAUAGCACCCAGUAAACCUUUGACACAGAAAAGAUCAACAAGUUCUUCACAAGACUUAGACGGGGCAGCAAAGAUCAUUUCUCUUCCAGCAACUAGAAAAGAUGUUUUAGUGAGAAAUCCCCAAAAUGUCCACUUCGCUAAGAAAGUCGUAGUUGGUAGUCAGUUCCGAAAACUUUUAAAAAAACUGUACCAAAAUCAUUCGAAAGAUGUUCAGGCUAUCAAAAGAAAACUAACUAGUGAACAACUCCAGUUGUUAGAAUCCAAAGAGGAAGGUGAUGAGGAUAAAGCCGACAUAUACAGCAUCGAAGGUAAAUCAGAAGCUUCCAAAAAUAAAACAGUCGUCGAACUCCGAGCUGCAAUACUGAGGUUAUUGAACGAAGUUGCAAAAAAGGCUAAAUCAGCCCACAACGCUGAACAAAGAUAUAAACAAGACGAAUCAUCGAGACACCCUUUUAGAAGAAAAAAGUUCGGUCAGACUUUAAAGACAGAGAUAGAAGAAAGUUAUGAUCAUAGCAGAAGCCCAUCUUCCAUAGCUAAAGGAGAGGAUCUCUCUGCAAAGCGCGCAAACUAUUUGGAUCUUCUUAACUUCAUCGCACGAAUGAAAAGCACGGACAUUGGAAAAGAUGUUGAUUUGUACAACACUGAUAGUAUGCGGAGUUCGAGUAUGAUGGAAAACAGUGGCAUGAAUAAAAUGCUGAACUCAAGAGAUCUAAUGACACAAAUUCCUAACACAGGAAAUAUGCAAAGGGAAGAAAAGGGAGUCUUGCCAGGAGAGGGAAUGCAAAUGCAGGAAUUAAAUCUUGCGAAACAAAGGUGGCUUCUUGAAGACCAGUUGGAAAAUCGCAUCGCUCAACUUCAGUCGAAAGCGCGAUUACCUGUGCCCCAACAAGAAUUUCCACAAAUACAAAAUUCUCAAAACAAUGACAUGACAGACUUUAUGCAACGUCUUCAGAAUGUGAUCACAACUCCUUCACUUGGGCCUAUACCCCUUUCAUAUCGAGGACCAGCCAUGUUUCAAAAGCCGUCAUUUCUUCCUCGUGUUAAUCAAUAUCUACCUUUUGCACGACCAUUCCCCGCCACCGAAACGCGGUUACCUUUCUAUCGACCAAUGAAUCCAAGACCUCCAUAUCCAAUGGAUGACGAGGGAGAAGAUGAUAAUGAAGAUGACGAUGAUAAUUCCGACUAUGACAAUGAUGAACGAGAUGAGCCUCCACUACAUCAUCCGGACCGUGAGCACGAAGAGAGUUACAAUGCUGACGAAGAUGAAGGGGAACAAAGAUACCCUGACAUUGACGAAAGAUAACACUUUCGUUUUUGUCAGCUUCUAUUGACGUUCUGUAUAUAGAUAAUGUCACAACUCUGUUAUUUCAUUUUAAUGUUAUUUCGUUUUAAGCUAGUCCGGUUACAACAAAUUUUGUAAAACCCCAGUAUGUGUGGAAGUCUUGAGAUCUGCUCUGCUCUAGGAAUGAUAAAUCUUAAUGUUUCAAUUAGUUCGAAGGGUUCCACCUAAAGCGUUUAAGUCUUGGUUUAUGUUUUUGUCAAAGAUGAUCAAGAUGUCCAAAACAAUAAUAGCCUACACUAUUGUGUGUCUCACGUUGUAGUCACUUCUGCUGUAGAUCGCUAAUGCAGACCCUAGGACUACUCCAAAAGUUGAGAAGUCGACUAGUUACGUGUCACCUAAACAUAAGAUUGUACUCCGCUGUGAUUGGUUGGUUUCCACACUUAACCACCAGAGUGACUCUAAUAUCAGCCCUAAAUAAACAAUUAUGUUCAUGAAAACAAAGAAAAGAUCGCCAAUUAGAGAAGCUCUUGAUUAUUAAACAAAUUCUCCUUGUCGGUAUCGGAGGAAAAAUAUAACGAGCAGCAGAGGGUUUAACGAUUGUUAUUGACGCAUUUUGAUAAUUGAUGUCCUGGUGAAGUGUUUGCACAGCGAUCCACUAACCUCCUGUUGAUAUCUUUUUUUAUCCUGGAUGCCUCUCUAGUUACCAAGGCGGAAAUACUUAUAUAUUUUUUUACCACUCUUCUUUACCAUGAUGAGUAAUUACACCAUGCUUUCACCAGUUAUGUCAACAUGAGCCCUAGAUGGAUAGAAGUUGAAAUAAAACCGUGAAAACCACCGGUAAGAGUGUUACUUAGCAACACCACGCAAUCGCAGG
This is a messenger RNA of Pocillopora meandrina, 3456 nucleotides long. NCBI's taxonomy places the organism in Eukaryota, Metazoa, Cnidaria, Anthozoa, Scleractinia, Pocilloporidae. The record is from the annotation of a GenBank genome assembly.